UUUGCAAGAGAGACAUCUUUCCGUUCGGUAAAGUCUUACCGACUCGGUAAAAGCUUCUCAUACUACAAUUUGGUAGCAACGUUGUCGCCAUUUUGUGUUGUGUGAGGAACGAAGAUGCCGUUUGUUUCGAUGUUUUGUGAGAACUGAGAAUUAGUGUCAUAUUUGUCUCGUACCUGAUAAAAUGACGCAGUUUCUGCCGCCAAAUUUGUUAGCUCUUUUUGCUCCGCGAGAUCCUAUACCCUAUUUACCACCCGUUAGCAAGCUCCCGCAUGAGAAGAAAAAUGGAGGCUAUAUCGGUGUUGGAGGUUUUCUUAAAUAUUUCGAGGAUCCCAAAGACACACCACCACCGGUACGGGUGGAAACGAGAGAAGAACGCCUUGAACGUAGAAGAAGAGAACGCGCAGAGCAAGUAGCAUACAAAUUAGAGCAGGAAAUUGCAGUAUGGGAUCCUGCUGGUAUUCCAAAUGUAACAGCGGAUCCUUUCAAGACUCUUUUUGUAGCUCGAAUAAACUAUGAUACGUCCGAAUCUAAGCUUAGAAGGGAAUUUGAAGUAUAUGGCCCAGUAAAAAAGAUAGUGGUAAUUCACAAUACAAUAAAUGGCAAACCUAGAGGAUAUGCUUUCAUUGAAUAUGAGCACGAAAGAGAUAUGCACUCGUGGUGGCCGCUGCCGGCAACUAGUGCCGUUCACUAUUCCAUGCAAUCCCUGAACCUGCCUGAUAUGAUAGCUGCUUAUAAGCAUGCGGAUGGUAAGAAAAUAGAUGGUCGCAGAGUGUUGGUCGACGUGGAACGAGCUAGGACUGUAAAAGGAUGGCUUCCGCGAAGGCUCGGCGGUGGACUCGGAGGAACGCGAAGGGGUGGGCCCGAUGUAAACAUUAAACACUCUGGUCGGGAAGAUAAUGAAAGAGAACGAGAACGGUAUCGUUUGGAACGAGAGAGGGAGAAUUCUGGACGCCUUGACAGAGACAGAGAUCGCGAUCGUUUGGACAGAGAACGCAGAAGGUCCCGUGAUCGUAAAAGAAGGACACGAAGUAGGUCCCGUGAUCGAAAACGUAGACGAAGCCGUGAUCGUUUACCCGAUCCGGAUAUUGAAGAGAUUCAGAGAGACGAACGACCUCGCGAUAGGAGAGAUCGUGAUCGUGAUCGCGAUCGUGACCGGGAUCGUAAGCGAAGACGUUCCAGGAGUAACGAUCGUGAUCGUGACAGGGACCGUAAGAGAGAUAAACGUGAUCGUGAUCGCGAACGUAGAGAUAGGAAAGAUCGGGGUGAUCGUCAAGACGAAGAUACGAAAGAAAUUCGAAUUAAAGAGGAACCUUUGGAUGAUUACCCUGAUUAUAGUAAUACUUUCUCAACGUCUGGAUCAUACUUUACUGCUGUAAAAUAUGAAGACGAUAAUGACCAAGAGGUAGAAGAGAAAUACAGAAUUCCAGAAGGUCGUCCAGAUCCCCCUCCCUACAAUAAUUAUGACUCCGUACAAGAUUAUUGAUCUCAGUAAUAUCUCUUGUAUUGUUCUUUUUCGUUACCACGCACGUCACGAUGAAUUAACGCAAUUGUCAAUACUGUAUUGUAUUUCCUACUAUUAUUAGUGUAUAUCGAAUCGACCGCGUUGAGUAUUUAGUUUCUGUAUAAUUUACAGCGACCAGAUACUCAGUAAGGAUAUUGCAAGGUAAGAAAAUUUGGACUACUGAUUUGUAUGCAGUUAUUUCUAGUUGGUUGAUUUGAAAUUUUGUAUAGUUAUGGUUGGUGCGACAGUAACUUCUGUAAAUGAAUUUAGGCACAUUGAAUAUUGUCAAACUUUUACAUCCAUGAAUUUCAAUUGUCGUAGCAGUUUGUGUGAAACCUCGCAAUAUGGAACUGAGAGGUCCAUAAAUAUUCGAACUUUAUUGCGACUACUAUAAUUUCAUUAUUCUCUAUAUGUGUACAUAAGUAUAUACGAAACAUAUUACCUAAAGUUAUUUCUUUCAUGACUGCUGCAUGUAUAUUUAUAUAUACAAAUAAAAUAAAUUACACACUUAA
This is a messenger RNA of Eufriesea mexicana, 2013 nucleotides long. It is a transcript of the gene snRNP-U1-70K, whose product is annotated as small ribonucleoprotein particle U1 subunit 70K. Gene Ontology annotation, molecular function: mRNA binding; U1 snRNA binding. Gene Ontology annotation, biological process: mRNA splicing, via spliceosome. Gene Ontology annotation, cellular component: U1 snRNP; U2-type prespliceosome; precatalytic spliceosome. Lineage: Eukaryota; Metazoa; Arthropoda; Insecta; Hymenoptera; Apidae. The record is from RefSeq and is a predicted model, not a curated record.